Messenger RNA from Gadus chalcogrammus (walleye pollock), 3803 nucleotides. RefSeq names its product sodium- and chloride-dependent taurine transporter-like. The record is from RefSeq and is a predicted model, not a curated record. The transcript is spliced from 14 exons. NCBI's taxonomy places the organism in Eukaryota, Metazoa, Chordata, Actinopteri, Gadiformes, Gadidae. Gene Ontology annotation, biological process: taurine transmembrane transport; neurotransmitter transport; sodium ion transmembrane transport. Gene Ontology annotation, molecular function: taurine:sodium symporter activity. The coding region runs from base 164 to 2053 and encodes 629 amino acids. Gene Ontology annotation, cellular component: plasma membrane.
UGUGCCGCUGUACCCAAUCUCUGUGUAGGAUUUAAUUGUCUUUAGCCGAUGGGGCGGGCCAUAGUGUCAGCUCUAGUCCUUGUAAACUGUGUUGGCAUAAAGGUUCUCAGUACAGAGGAAUGGUGACAGCUGAGGAAGAAGCAGCCUAUACAUAAUCACAGCCAUGAAGGAAAUCAUGGCACAAAAGGAGAAACUCCAAUGUUUGAAGGACUUCCACAAGGACACCCUAAAACCCUCCCCGGGCAAGAGCCCGGGCACACGGCCCGAAGACGAGGCAGAGGGCCGGGCUCCCCAGAGGGAGAAGUGGUCCAGCAAGCUUGACUUUGUCCUGUCGGUGGCUGGCGGCUUUGUGGGUUUAGGGAACGUGUGGCGUUUCCCGUACCUUUGCUAUAAAAAUGGUGGAGGUGCAUUUCUCAUACCCUACUUCAUAUUCUUGUUUGGGGGAGGCCUGCCUGUGUUCUUCUUGGAAGUGGCUCUGGGCCAGUACACCUCUGAGGGAGGGAUCACCUGCUGGGCUAAGAUCUGCCCCAUCUUCACUGGCAUUGGCUACGCCUCCGUUGUGAUCGUCUCUCUCCUCAACAUCUACUACAUCGUGAUCCUGGCCUGGGGACUGUACUACCUGAUCCAGUGCUUCCAGCCGGAGCUCCCCUGGGCCAAGUGCAACCAGCCCUGGAACACACCGCAGUGUGUGGAGGACACGGUCCGCAGGAACAAGACCCUCUGGCUGGCCGCCAACAUUACCAACUUCACUUCCCCGGUCACUGAGUUCUGGGAACGCAAUGUCCUGAGCAUCUCCACUGGAAUCGAGGACGUUGGCCAUCUGAAAUGGGACCUGGCUCUGUGUCUCCUCGCUGUCUGGGUUAUAUGCUUUUUCUGCAUCUGGAAGGGAGUCAAGUCUACUGGAAAAGUGGUGUAUAUAACGGCAACUUUCCCAUUUGUAAUGCUGAUUAUUUUACUGGUGCGAGGGGUGACCCUGCCGGGGGCAUCUGAAGGGAUCAAGUUUUAUCUUUACCCGGACCUUAACCGCCUGCAGGAUCCAGAGGUGUGGAUCGAUGCCGGGACGCAGAUCUUCUUCUCCUACGCCAUUUGUCUGGGAGCCAUGACGUCUCUGGGGAGCUACAACAAAUACAGAUACAACUGCUACAGGGACUGUUUGCUGCUGGGAGGCCUGAACAGCGGUACCAGCUUUGUGUCUGGCUUCGCUAUAUUUUCCGUCCUGGGCUUCAUGGCACAAGAGCAAGGGGUGGACAUUGCCGAUGUGGCAGAGUCAGGUCCCGGUUUGGCCUUCAUCGCCUACCCGAAGGCCGUGUCCAUGAUGCCAAUGCCUACCUUCUGGGCCAUCUUGUUCUUUAUCAUGCUUCUGCUUCUGGGCCUGGACAGUCAGUUUGUUGAAGUGGAAGGACAGAUCACCUCCAUCGUGGAUCUGUAUCCAUCUUUCCUAAGGAAGGGCUACCGCCGGGAGAUCUUCAUUGCGAUCAUGUGUUCCAUAAGCUAUCUUCUCGGACUCGCCAUGGUUACAAACGGUGGCAUGUAUGUGUUUCAACUCUUUGACUACUAUGCAGCCAGCGGUGUGUGCCUUUUGUGGGUUGCAUUCUUCGAAUGCAUCGCUGUAUCCUGGGUUUACGGCGUGGACAACUUCUAUGACGCAAUCGAGGAUAUGAUUGGCUACCGACCAAACUCAUGGAUGAAAUGGAGCUGGUCUGUCAUCACUCCCGUCCUCUGCGCGAGUUGCUUUGUGUUCUCCCUGGCGAAGUACAAGCCUCUGACGUAUAACAAGGUGUACGAGUACCCCGAUUGGUCCAUUGGCUUGGGCUGGUCUUUGGCCCUGACAUCCAUGAUCUGCAUCCCCAUGGUGAUGGUCAUCAAGAUCCUUCAGUCUGAGGGACCUCUGAUCGAGAGAAUCAAAGCAGUGGCGGCGCCCGUGAAAGGAGGGGGCAGCUCCCGGCCCAAGGAGUACAUUGUGAAGGACAGCGAGCUAGUGCAGCCCCUGGACCCCAACGGGAACAAAGGCUUGAUCAAGCCCACCCACACCAUUGUCGAGACGAUGAUGUGAGCGCUCUCUGUGAGAGGAAUACGAUUGACGUGCUUUCUGUGUUUAUAAUAUUGGCUAACUCUUGAUAGUGGUAGGUUUACAUUGUCUGCACUAGGAAUAUUCUGGUUUUUGGUUUUCUUCUACAAGAAAAGAGUAAUAUUCGUUUUCUCUUGAUAUAUUUUUUACCGUUUAUUAUUGUUUGAUGUUACCAUUGUUGUUGCUGUAGUUGGCACUGAUCCCAGAUAAGGCAGUAUUUUCUGAUAGAACAUGUUCUGUUGCUUACUACCGUUUAAAUCUGAGCGUGGGCAGGAUUAUCUCGUCCGCUGCGAAACAUGAAACGACUGACAUUCACCUUCCAAAAAUCCAGUGCGCACCCUGCGUGUUAUUAAGAGUAUAAUCCCGUAGAACAUAUCGAAAACAUCCUCAAAGUUAUUCUGACGGAUUUCUCGCCCAAAGUUGAUGUUCCAUUUUUUUUAAGCUGUUAUUUUGUCUUGAGACGCAAUCUGAAUGUACUGCCGCGAGCCGCAAGGCAAGGAGGAAAGGAGGCAAGGAGGCAAGCCAGAUCACAUCUGUAGGUAGACUUCAUAUUAGAAACGCCCGGGUUGAGUGGUGCUGUGGCGACAUGCAGUGUGCAUAGGACGUGUCCUUAUGAAAUCCUAUUAUUAUUUACCAAAAUACUGAGGUUGAGCACUCACAAGAAAAUCCUUUUUUUAUUGGUGGGAGGGGGGGAUGAAGGUUGAAGGUUAAAUGAACGACGGAAGGAGGGGGGGAAAAAAGGAGCAAGGAAUGCGAAAAGGGAAGAGUACAUUUUUAGGUGGAGUAUUUUAUACGCUGCCAGUGACUUCCAGUCCGUCCCAGUGCAUUUAUUGAAACUUUUUGCACUUUAUGUUUGAAGUUUUAUUUUUAGUUUUGUGUUUUUAUCAUUCAAAAAAGAAAAAACAUUUCAGGAGGUCAUAUUUUAGCGUCUACUAUUCUGAUAGGGAUAAAUUUACAUUUACAUUUAGACUGCUGCAUAUUUACUUUCCAAGUAGAAUAAAAGCAGAAAAUAUCCUUAAAACGAACUUCAGAAUCAAAUAACCGAGUUCACCAUCAUGAAAGGAAGGAAAGGACAAACGGUAAGAACUGUAAAUUCUCUAAAAGUCUACAACGUUCAAAACAAUGUUCUCCGCUGUGUUCAUGUGGCUCCUGGUCGUGCUGUUUAAAUGUGUACCAUGCAAGCAUAUCACUGGAGUGUCUCAUGUCCCAUGUAGGCAAUGGUAUCGUAGAAUUGUAACUUGUAUGUAAAAACACACAUGCCUUUUGUAACCAUUUUAUACUGUGCAUCAUAUAGACUCUGUAACUAAUUACUUUCUGUAACACAUUGACUGAUUGAUUACUGCCAUUUAUAUCCAGCAUUUUUAUUGUAAACCUGGCUGAAAUCAUUUCAUCUGAUUUUUCGGAAUAUUGAAAGCAAUUUGUAUCCUAAACGAUCAGUAUAGCAAUGCUGUUUAUGACUGUAUUCGAUAAUUGUAGGGAAAUUGCCUAUUUAAACAGUAUCCAGCCAAAAUGUUUUAACUUUAAACCAGUGCAUAUUGAGUACUGAGCCACAUUACGUCAUGAGGACUAUCUGAAUAAAUGUGGAAUAAAUGUGCAGCAAAUCAAAUAUAGAAAAUGGCUCCUGCGGGAGCAUAAAAUAAAAUGUACCAAAGUAUGUCUCAUCAUCCCCUUUUUUAAGAUGCAUAUUGCAUUAUUUCUUGAUAGAUUACAAAAAAAUUAAAAUCUUUUCUUUAGA